AUGUCGACGCAGGAUUUACCAAUCAGAAGAUUGCUGAAACAGGAGACAAAUACUGCCGCCUUGAACAUUGUCAGUUGGAACAAAGCAUACUCGAUUUAUCCAUCGCAGACCUUCAAAGAUGGCGAGGCAUACUUUUUUGGCGUCCAAAGCGUGCAUCCUGAACUGUCUGUUUGGGCAGGAGUGUACGAGAAGCGAGGCUUGAACUUUUGCCAUCGCAAAGUUCUCAUGGAGCACGCAACGAACGACGCAAUGAAGUCUUCAAGACGUGUGGCUGAUAGACAGUCUUGGAUCAUAUCACUUUCUACAGCAGAGAUCAAAACUUCCUCGACACCUGAUUAUGGGUUAGAGUAUGCUCAUUUCACAGUACAUCGUUCAUAUGAAGGUGAAGGCCUUGCCAUGCUUGGGAGUAAAGAAUUCCUUUUCAGCGAAUAUUAUGUCGAUUCAUGUACAAAAAGGGCAUCCUCCUUGAAAUAUAGACACACUUGUGGACACAGCUGGGGCAAGUUCCUACAGCGAAUAAUGAGUUACAGUUCCAUCGAUGAAAUAAACAAGCUAUCCAGCGAUGUCCGACCUAGCAAUCUUACUGAGCUAAUGCAACGGCCGGAAGAGAUGCAUGAGCACCUCGACACGAAGCAGUUCUCAACAUGGACGUAUUAUGACGAUGAGAUUCCUGCACUUUUCCAUGAGUGGCAAGAGAAUCCUAUCGAGAUUCUGAGAUAG
Messenger RNA from Bacidia gigantensis, 720 nucleotides. RefSeq lists its product as uncharacterized. NCBI's taxonomy places the organism in Eukaryota, Fungi, Ascomycota, Lecanoromycetes, Lecanorales, Ramalinaceae. Bases 1 to 720 code for a protein of 239 amino acids. The record is from RefSeq and is a predicted model, not a curated record. The transcript has a single exon.